This is a messenger RNA of Rhizoctonia solani, 1572 nucleotides long. Its product is annotated as cytochrome P450 family protein. Gene Ontology annotation, molecular function: oxidoreductase activity, acting on paired donors, with incorporation or reduction of molecular oxygen; heme binding; monooxygenase activity. Lineage: Eukaryota; Fungi; Basidiomycota; Agaricomycetes; Cantharellales; Ceratobasidiaceae. The coding region runs from base 1 to 1572 and encodes 523 amino acids. The record is from RefSeq and is a predicted model, not a curated record. The transcript has 9 exons.
AUGUUCACCGAGUCCCCUCAAUACUUGACCACUCACUACUGUGCUGCCGCAGGAGCUCUCCUGAUGGCAUACUAUGCUGUUCCCUAUUUACUGGACCCCCAUGGCUAUCGACGUCGGUUCUCUGGCCCAUGGCUCGCAUCUGUCAGUGGCUCAUGGCUGGCAAGAAGUGCUAGCUCUGGCCAGCACUACCAGAACCUUCUCCAAGCCCACGAGAAAUACGGGAAGUUUGUGAGAAUCGGACCCAAUCACAUCAGUAUCUCCGAUCCUGAUGCUCUGGUGGAAGUAUAUGGGCACUCGAAUGGCCUACUCAAGUCCGAAUUUUACGACGUCUUUGUUAAUGGCAGCGGUGACGGGAACGUAUUUGACACUCGGGAUAGGGCCAUCCACACCAUGAAACGUAAACGUAUCGCAAACAUAUUUAGUCCCCAGAACAUUAGUGCCUUUGAGCCUCGUGUCAGGGUGCACAUUCAGCGAUUUUGUGACCAGCUAGAUAUGCGGUGCGACCAGGCCGCCAUCGGUACGUCUGGAUUUAAUUGGGUUGCUAAGGACGGCCGGGCCGUUCUUAAUAGCUGUCCGCAAUUCGCCUACCUUACUUUUGAUCUCAUCAGCGACCUGGCUCUUGGAACUCCUUUUGGAAUGAUCGAGGCACAGAAGGAUUCAAUUCCUACUGUUCUAUCGCUCACCUCCAAGAAGAGCAUUGAAGGCGUAGCCCCCAUUCACCUUUCAGCGGUCGCAGGACAGGGUGGAAUGAUUCUAGCUGCUUUCCGGAACUUUGAGGAUGCUACGCGGGCGGCGGUCGAAGCAAGUGCUAUCAGAAGAGAAAAAGAAGGACAAGAAGCAAACGAGAGGGGGGUGGACUUACUCGACAAGUUGUUCGAGGUUAAGAAUGCCGAUGGCUCGCCACUGACGAGAUCAGAAAUCGAUGCUGAAGCCACAGUCAUACUUGCGGCAGGGAGCGAUACAACAGCAAAUUCCCUAAGUGCCAUGUCCUACUAUAUUGCUUCGAACCCCGACGUCAAAAAGAAGCUCCAGCAUGAACUUGAUUCUAUUGAUCUGAGCUCGGCUCUGAAGAUGAACGAUCUUGAAAUGGAGAAGUCUACCUGCAUAAUUCCUAGCUUCGAUCAGGUCAAAAACCUGCCAUAUCUCGCCGCAUGUGUAAAGGAGGCUCUGAGACUCUAUUCCACAGUGGGCUCUGGACUGCCCCGAGUCGUCCCAGAAGGCAAGACACUGACUGUUGCUGGUCAAGCGUUUAACGCAGGAAGCAUCAUUAGUGUACCAUCGUGCUGUACCAACAGGUCAAACGUGUGGGGUCCUGACGCAGAGGCGUACCGGCCAGAACGGUGGUUGGAGGAAGGAGCAUCGUCUUUGAACAAGUACUUUGCUGCGUUCUCGACUGGACCUCGCGGCUGCGUAGGUCGCAAUCUAGCAAACCUUAACUUACUAUUGGUUUCUUCUACUUUUUUCCGUCGGUAUGACAUCGAGUUGGCUAGCCCUACCACUAAGGUACUUGCUUCGGCCACUCCGUGCUGCGAAAUAUCGCUGAAAGAUGACUUGUCAGCUGCAGACUUUUGA